AUGACCCUACAAGAUGAAUAUUAUUAUACUCAUUUUAUAACUGAGGAAACUGAGACUCAAGGUCAUUCAUCCAAAAAAGAUAAUUUAGCAGUCACUGCAGUUGCUUUACAAGAUCACAUUUUACAUGAUCUUCAACUUCGAAAUCUUUCAAUAGCAGAUCAUUCUAAGACAAAGGUACAACAGAAAAUGAACAGAUCCAAAUCUCUAAAAAGAGAUGCAAAAGCAAUAACAGAUACUGGACUUAAGAAAACCACACCAAGCCCCAAGGUAGAAGAUCCAGAAAAAGAAUAUGUUCUUGAUCCAAAACCUCCACCAUUAACUUUAGCACAGAAGCUGGGACUGUUUGAACCUCCUCCAUUGCCACUUUCAACAGAUGAAUGGGAAAAAGUGAAACAAAGAUCUAUCACACAAGGGGAUUCUAUGCAGCCAUGCCCAAUCUGUAAAGAAGAGUUUGAAUUGCAUCCCCAGGUGCUGCUUUCAUGUUCCCAUGUAUUUCACAGAGCAUGCCUUCAGGCUUUUGAAAAGUUCACAAAUAAAAAAACCUGCCCUCUCUGUAGAAAGAACCAAUAUCAAACCAGAGUGAUUCAUGAUGGAGCCCGGUUAUUCAAAAUCAAAUGUGCAACAAGAAUUCAAGCCUAUUGGAGAGGACAUGUUGUUAGAAAAUGGUACCAAAAUCUAAGGAAAACUAUACCACCCAAAGAUGCCAAAUUAAGGAAAAAUUUCUUUGAAGAAAAGUUCACAGAAAUCAGUCACCGAAUAUUAUGUUCCUAUGACACAAAUAUAGAUGAGCUCUUUUCAGAAAUUGACCACUGCUUAGCUAUAAAUAGAAGCAUUCUUCAGCAGCUGGAGGAAAUGUGUGGUCAUGAAAUUACAGAAGAGGAUUGGGAGAAAAUUCAAAUUCAGGCACUGCAUCAGGAAAUCUAUGAAUGCUCCAUUUGCCUCACCCCACUCUCAUUUAACAGCAGUUUCCACAGUGGAUCUUCAGGGAAAAGCCGUAAUGAGCAUCCUCGUGAGACUGUUCUGUUGUCUUGCUCACAUAUGUUUCACCACACUUGUCUUCUCGCUUUAGAAGAGUUCUCCUUGGGGGUAAUAUAUACUUGCCCUCUAUGCCGCUCUUGCUAUCAAAAGAAAAUCCUUCAAUGCUAA
This is a messenger RNA of Orycteropus afer afer, 1146 nucleotides long. It is a transcript of the gene RNF32, whose product is annotated as ring finger protein 32. Lineage: Eukaryota; Metazoa; Chordata; Mammalia; Tubulidentata; Orycteropodidae. The transcript is spliced from 8 exons. Gene Ontology annotation, molecular function: protein binding. The record is from RefSeq and is a predicted model, not a curated record. Bases 1 to 1146 code for a protein of 381 amino acids.